AUGUCUACUAAACAUGAUCCACUCUUACUUGCCUUUCCCACCAGAGUGUGCCCAGAGCUACUCUGUACCUCCGACUUGACAUUCUGGCGUCUACUCUUCACGGUACGCAGUCUUGGGCCAUGCUCUAUCUGUCACAAACUCAUCGUCGCAGGGUUGNNUGUCCUCUAUGCUGCUUUCGUGGCGCGGAAUGUCUUCUUCGGCCCGCUAUCUCACAUACCAGGUCCGAAACUAUGGGCUGCAUCAAACAUACCCAAAGCAAUCAUGCUGUGGACCGGCUCCGAGGCACAAACCAUGUCAAAGUUACACGAAUUAUAUGGUCCUGUCGUGCGGACUGCUCCUUGUGAAGUCAGUUUCAAUGAUGCUUCUGCCUGGAAAGCCAUCUAUGGUCACAAGAUCGGNGGUAAGACUAGAACCUUUGAGAAGGACCCAAGGUUCUAUACUACUGAUCCCAAAUCGACAAAGCAUAUCGGCACUGCCGAUGACGCUAAUCAUACUCGACAACGCCGUAUACUGGCAAACAGCUUUUCUGACAAGGAGCCUUUACUGAAGCGAUGGGCGAGUCUAUUGAUCACGAAAUUGAAAGAAGUUGAGCCUGCUGGCAAGUCUGUUGACAUGGUCGCAUAUUACAAUUUUACCACCUUCGGCGAACCGCUGUACAUGCUGGAAAAAUCAGAAUACGCUCCCUGGGUGAAGAACAUAUUCGGCAGUGUCAAGGUCAUUGGCAAGUUCGUAGCGGUCAGGCAGCUUCCGUUCAUGCCUUGGCUGCUCCCAAAACUCAUACCAGAAUCUGCACGCCGCAAACAAAGAGAAAACGAGAAAUACUCAUCUGAUCGAGUGGAUCGCCGUCUUGCUCGUGAUCCUGGUCGACCGGAUCUCUGGACAGAGGUCUUGCGACGAUCCGAUGAUGGCUUUGGAGACGCUACGGCUGGCAUGUCGCUGCGUGAAAUGCAUGCAAACGCGGCCGUUUUCAUGAUGGCAGGCACCGAGACAACUGCGACUCUGCUUUCAGGUCUAACAUAUUAUCUCCUGAUCAACCCAGACAAGCUGGCCAAGUUGGCAGCAGAAGUGCGUGGCGCCUUUACGCAAGAAAGCGAUAUCACUGUGGACGCGCUGGCGAAGUUGCCAUAUCUUAAUGCUUGCAUCGAAGAAGGUCUGCGCAUUUAUCCACCCGUAUCCGGCGGUCUGCCACGCAAGGUGCCUGUGGAAGGUGCAACGAUCGCUGGAACAUGGGUCCCUGGAAACGUUUCGGUGGCAGUCAACCAAAGAGCCACCUACCAAAGCACCACGAACUUCCGCAACCCCGCCAGAUUUGUACCCGAACGCUUUCUAGGUGACCCAGAGUAUGCGAACGACAAUUCUGCUGCCCUCCAACCCUUUAGUCUUGGACCUAGAAAUUGCAUUGGCAAGAACUUGGCUUAUCACGAGAUGCGACUUCUUCUGACGAUGUUGCUUUUCAACUUCGACAUCAGUCUGGAAGAGGAGAGCAGAGAUUGGGGCAACCAGAAGGUCUUUAUAUUCUGGGAUAAGAAACCUUUGAUGGUCAGAUUGAAGGCUGUGAGAUGA
Molecule: messenger RNA, 1563 nt
Organism: Aureobasidium musti
Lineage: Eukaryota; Fungi; Ascomycota; Dothideomycetes; Dothideales; Saccotheciaceae
Source: the annotation of a GenBank genome assembly